GAGUGGGGUUCUUGAGGUUCUCGUUUAGAUCAUCCGCCUUGCCUGCCAGUGCGCGAGAGGGAGAGGGAAAUUUGGGGCCGGGAGUGCGAAUUCGCGGGCGCGAUGGCGGCAACAGUGGCGGCAUUCACCGCCGCUCCAUCAUCUUGCUGCGCGGCAGCAGCGUCGGCGGCAGCAUCGGCUUCGUCGUCGCCGGCUUCGGCGAUCCGGCCGCUUCCACUGAGGAGAGCGUUCCAUGGCGCUCCCGUGAAGCUGCACAGCGCGACAAUGCCAGGAUCUUUGAGGUUUGCUCCUCUGAAGGCAACGACCUCGUCCGAGGAAAGUGGCACGACAACAUCCACGGAAGACGUGAGCAAGCAAGUCGAGGACAUCUUUUCAGAUUUGAAGACCAAGUGGGAAUCUGUGGAGAACAAGAGCACUGUUCUGGUUUACGGUGGUGGAGCGCUUGUGACACUGUGGUUCUCGGCAACGAUAGUUGGAGCUAUCAACUCUGUUCCAUUGCUUCCAAAGGUGAUGGAGCUCGUCGGACUGGGAUACACUGGCUGGUUCGUCUAUCGGUACCUUCUCUUCAAGUCGAGUAGAAAGGAGCUCUUGGAAGACGUGGAGGAGCUCAAGAAGAAGAUCACGGGCGCAACCGAGUCGGUUUGAUCGCUCGCCUCGAGAUCAAACUCACCCGGUUCCGAUUUUGGGAAGAAAGAAAAGAAAAAUUCAAGCGCAAAAACCAAAAGAAGAUCCUCCAGGAAAGUUGGAAGUUUUACGAAACGACAGGCAAACUUUCAUAUCUUCUCGAU
Molecule: messenger RNA, 788 nt
Organism: Selaginella moellendorffii
Lineage: Eukaryota; Viridiplantae; Streptophyta; Lycopodiopsida; Selaginellales; Selaginellaceae
Product: protein CURVATURE THYLAKOID 1A, chloroplastic-like
Exons: 6
Coding region: 103-645 (180 amino acids)
Cellular component (GO): thylakoid; chloroplast thylakoid membrane
Source: RefSeq, a predicted model, not a curated record